Messenger RNA from Ogataea parapolymorpha DL-1, 2088 nucleotides. Its product is annotated as Subunit of the Anaphase-Promoting Complex/Cyclosome (APC/C). Bases 1 to 2088 code for a protein of 695 amino acids. Gene Ontology annotation, biological process: cell division. Lineage: Eukaryota; Fungi; Ascomycota; Pichiomycetes; Pichiales; Pichiaceae. Gene Ontology annotation, molecular function: protein binding. The record is from RefSeq and is a predicted model, not a curated record. The transcript has a single exon.
AUGAGUGUUGCGGAUCAAACAAUACGACAACUUCGAGCCACCAUAUUGUACUCGCUAGAUUAUGACCUUCUAUCGACUGCUGAAUUCACGUCUGAACGGCUUAUAGCUCAAAAUCCAAAUAAUCUAGACAGCAUUCAUCUGUAUGCGCUGGUGCUGUACAAACGCAAACGCUACAAAACGGCCUACAAUCUGACAGCCAGCUAUAGCGUACAACAUGUUGGUUGCUCAUAUAUGUUUGCCAAAUCGUGCCUGGACCUCAAAUGCGAAUCUGAUGGCAUAUCGGCGCUGACGAGAACCUUGCCCCUCUGGUCUCAGCUUAGUCGAGCGGACGACACUGAUUCCAGAUACAUGCCAGACAAUGUUGCCUGCUACAUUCUUUUAGCCAAGCUUUAUGCAUCUGUUGGAGACGUGAGACGCAGUGCACUAAACUACUCCCAGGUCCUCAACAUCAAUCCCUACAUGUUCGAAGCGUUUGAAGAAUUGUGCAAGAUGGGCGUGAAAGUUAAAGUGAACUCUAUUUACAAGGUGAACACCAUUGAUGAAAUUUCAGGAUCUUUGUUCAAAAAUGUACAGCCCAUUUCUGCAGAUGAGAAAAAGGGAGGCUUUGGUUUCUCUGAUCAAAAAUCCGACAGCAGACACUUUUUCAAAACCCCAGCACAUUCAAGCACUGGGCCAGCAAACGGUGGAAGUGUUGCCCAGACACCAGAGCAACAAAGUCACACUAUAUUAGCGACUCCCAGGGUAAAACAACUGCAAAUGCCAGACGCACCAAAUCGAAAAGCCGCAAAGAGCUCGAAUUUUGAUGGAUUUAAACAUCCAUCAGCCCCAACGGAUUCCAUACGCCGUAAGUCUUCGAGAAAUUCAACUUCUAUCACCUCAAGGCUUUUAGGACAUCCAUUGAACACACUCACAGAUUCGAACUUCACCGCGACAAGUGGAGUAACCGGGGCUUCUUCAGCAGGAUCACAGAAUUCCAAACGUGAGGGAGCCGGAAUCAAGCGUGUCAUCGGCUCGACGUUCUCAAAUGCUGGUAUGGUUGGAAACGAGCCAAGACCAGACAUUCUCCAGAGAUCAAAUGACCAACAACUUCUUGGAACUUAUGCUAAGCUUGCAAAAGGUUUCAAAGCGAUGUGCUUUUAUGAUUGUUUCAAGGCAAUCAGAAUAUUUGACUCGCUUCCAGAAAAUGAACGGAAUACUCCCUGGGUUCUAGGAAAGCUAGGACGUUUACAUUUUGAGAUUGUGAAUUACGAGGAAGCCGAAAACUACUUCAUCAAAUUGCGCCAGCUUGACAGAACGCGGAUCGAAGAAAUGGAGUAUUACUCUACACUAUUAUGGCAUUUACAUAAGGAAAUGGAUUUAAGUUUCCUCUCGCACGAACUCCAUGAAAUCUCCAAAGACUCGCCUGAGGCCUGGAUUGCCGUGGGAAAUUUGUUUUCACUGAAUCGAGAACCAGAUGAAGCAAUAAAAUGUUUCCAGAAAGCUAAUCAGGUAGACAAGAAUUUCGCAUACUCUUAUACUCUACAAGGCCAUGAAUAUUUGUCUAAUGAUGCAUUUGAGAAUGCAUUGGAAUGUUUUAGACACGCAAUUCUCCUCGACAAAAGACAUUAUAAUGCAUUCUAUGGAAUUGGAAUGGUUUAUUUGAAACUAGGCGAUUUCCGAAAGGCAGAGUUUCAUUUCCGGAAAGCAGUUGAAAUAAAUCCGGUGAAUGUAAUUCUCAUAUGUUGUGUGGGAAUGGUUCUUGAGAAAUUGGGCAAGAAAGAGCAAGCUUUAAGACAAUAUAUCUUUGCAUCUCGUCUGCAGCCUUUGUCGAUGCUGGCAUUGUUCAAAAAGGCUCAAGCAUUGAUUUCGCUGAAAAGAUACGAUCUGGCUCUCAAAGAUUUUGAAAAGCUUGAGAAUUUGGCUCCAGAUGAGGCUUCCGUCCAUUUCUUGCUCGGAAAACUCUACAGGAUCUAUGGACGGAAAAAUGAUGCUAUCAAGCAAUUCACUAUAGCUUUGAACCUGGAUCCUAAGGGCUCGCAUUUAAUUAAAGAAGCUCUGGAAAGCUUAGAAGACGAGGAAGAUGUUGACACUACGGGCCAUGAUUCCUAA